Messenger RNA from Magnolia sinica, 2496 nucleotides. RefSeq names its product rust resistance kinase Lr10-like. Gene Ontology annotation, molecular function: protein kinase activity; ATP binding; polysaccharide binding. Bases 267 to 2285 code for a protein of 672 amino acids. Gene Ontology annotation, biological process: protein phosphorylation. The record is from RefSeq and is a predicted model, not a curated record. NCBI's taxonomy places the organism in Eukaryota, Viridiplantae, Streptophyta, Magnoliopsida, Magnoliales, Magnoliaceae. The transcript has 3 exons.
AUGGUGGCCCCACAGAAAAAUUUUUGUUUGGCAUCCCAUCCCUAUUAUACCAUAUGCCUGUGGAUUAUACAUAUUAUAAACAAUAUGGUGGAUUCCACUAACUUUGAUGUUUUAAACGGGUAUGCUGGAGGAUUUAGACCCUUUCGUCGCCGCAAAGAUAAGAGAGAGAAGGUGCAGCUUUAUAUUCCUUUUAAUCUCUUGAACGACUUGACUCUCAAAAUCAUACCUUGGGGUUUUGUUUUUUUUUUUUUUGGUGAUGCGAUAAGAUGAGAUGGAGAAUCCUAUCUAUAGGGUUGCUAGCGUUUCUUUUCACCGCCAUGUUGGUGGUUUGCAGAGCCAAGAAAGACGAAGGUUGCUACUCUUCAUGUGGUAACAUCUCCAACAUCAGCUUCCCUUUCGGCUUGAAAGGCGAUCCUUGCAACUGCGGCUACCCUGAAUUCCAACUUUCUUGUGAAAGCAAUCGAACUGUAUUACAUCUCCAUUCUAAUAAGAAAUUAUGGGUCGAGGCGAUUGAUUACAAGAACAAGACCAUCCGAGUCAUUGAUUCCAGUCUACAAAGCAAUGACUGUUCCUCUCUCCCUCACAACUCCAUGACGAGCGAAGACCUUAUAGGCGGCGAUCCAUACAUCUUGCCUUCGUAUCCUACCAAUACGAUAUUUGUGAAUUGCUCAGUUCAGAUGGACAAAGAUCCUGCUUCAUACAUAGCUACCACAGGUUGCUCAAAUUCCACCUGUGGGGCAUACAUCUAUGUCCUUGGGCGUUCGAUGAUGCUGCCCAAGCUCCAUCCAUCUUGCAAAGUUGUAGCCAAAGCCCCUACAAUGUUGGAAAUGGAGAGUGCCGGAAAGUCUAAUUAUAGAGAAAUUCAUGAUAGAUUGAUGAAGGGUUUUGAACUAUUUUGGUAUAUUCCUCUCUUAUGUCGCAACUGUUGGGCAACAGGCACUCGAUGUACCAUCUAUAUGCAAGGAAGGGUGGAAGUCUUUGAGGAAGUCCUUGGGGAUCCCUGUUACAAUCCUUGCAGAACUAUCUUCCAAUCCAAGCAUUGCUUGUUUUGGAUCUUAAGGAGAAAUUAUGCCACAUAUCACGGCGAAAUUUACCGUCGCAUAUUUUUCUAUAUGCUUGUUUUAGUGACGGGGAGAACAUUCAUCGGAAUAGUGUGCCUUAUCGCCCUCCUGGUAUAUAAAUUACAAAGGAGACAUAUAUGGAUGGACACCACAGUAGAAGAGUUCUUGAGCAAGUACAGAUGCCAAACUCCUGCAAGGUACUCUUAUUGGGAUAUUCGAAGGAUGACCAUGCAUUUUAAAGAGAAAUUAGGCCAAGGAGGUUUUGGCUCCGUUUACAAAGGAAAGCUCAGAAAUGGCCCACCCGUUGCGAUCAAGAUGUUGUCUAGUAAGUCAAAAGGCAAUGGGCAAGAAUUCAUCAAUGAAGUUGCUACGAUUGGAAGGAUUCAUCAUGUCAAUGUGGUCCGACUCAUUGGAUUUUGUGCGGAGGGAUCGAAAAGGGCUCUUAUCUAUGAAUUCAUGCCUAAUGGCUCUCUAGAAAAAUAUAUAUAUUCCCAUGAAGGUAAGAGCAGCCCUUUGAGUUGGGAGAAGAUGUACCAGAUUGCAUUGGGGAUUGCAUGCGGGAUUGAAUAUCUUCAUCAAGGUUGUGACAUGAAGAUUCUACAUUUUGACAUCAAGCCUCACAACAUUCUCCUCGACGAUAACUUCAACCCAAAAGUUGCCGACUUUGGGCUCGCAAAGUUCUACGCAACAGAUGAAAGCCAUUUAUCAGUCACAGCUGUAGGAGGAACUCUAGGAUAUAUGGCUCCUGAACUAUUUUAUAAAAAUACCAGGCAGGUCUCAUAUAAGUCUGAUGUUUACAGUUUUGGAAUGCUUUUGAUGGAAAUGGCUGGUAGAAGAAAGAACGUGAAUCCAUCUGCAAACUUAAGCCAAAUUUACUUCCCGUUGUGGAUAUAUGACAAGCUCGAUCAAGAUGGGGAGAUGGGAAUGGAGGAUGCUGCUGAGGAUGAAAAGGAAAUUGCAAAGAAAAUGGUUAUAGUUGCACUGUGGUGUAUACAGAUGAAACCUGCAAACCGUCCUUCCAUGAGUAAAGUUAUAGAAAUGCUAGAAGGUAGUGUGGAACUUCUGCAAAUGCCAGCCAAGCCUUUUCAUUCUUCCCCACAAAGGGUUCCUGAUGAAGAUCAUGCAACUGAUACAAAUCCCACAGAAUCAUCGAGUAUUGAGGAACUGGGAUUGCUCUCGGAAAAUUAUGAGGUAUCGAAUAACUUAGAUGUGAUUAUAGAUUAAGUUGUGAUACUUUGACUAUCAGAACAAUAAAUUAAAGUUUUAGAUAUUUGGUACAAGAAACUUAUCAAGUAUGUAUAAUGAUGUAUGUAUUGGUUUUAAUCCUAGUUCUUUUCAUACAUAUGUAAUGUUUUUGUAAUAAUGUAACUUGCAAGCAUUAAAGGUCAUCUUUCCAUAUACUGACUUGAUGACUCGUGACUUUGGUUUGUGGAAA